AUGUCGUGGAUGAAAUUUACUGAUAGGUUUAAAGAUCAAUUUUAUCCUAAAGUUGUAGUUAGACAUUUAGAGGAAGAAUACUUAAAGUUGGAACAAUGGAACAUGACUGUACGAGUGUACACUGAGAAAUUUAUUGAACAUUUCAGAUUUGCAGAACACUAUAUCUCCUCAGAAUCCCGUAAAGUUGAACGAUAUGUUUGGGGAUUGAAACCUUCUAUCCGAGAAUUUGGAAUUGUAAAGGAUCCUGCUACAUUCCCAUUUGCUGUUGAUGUGGCUGAAAUCGCAGAAAGAAAUAGAAAUAGACAAAUAGGAGAGAAAGUCGGGGAGAAGAGAAAAUGGAAGGGAUCAUCAGCAGACUUUCGUAGACCAAAAAUUGAGGAUUUUUUUGAUCAGCUGGUUGGGGCUAGCUAUUUCUCCAAGAUUGAUCUACGAUCAGGUUAUCAUCAACUGAAAGUUCGGGAUGAAGAUGUAGCCAAAACUGCCUCUCGUAUUAGAACACGCGAACAUCUUCGUUUAAUUCUGAAACUUUUGAAGAGAAAAAAGUUAUAUGCUAAAUUGUCGAAAUACGAAUUUUGGUUGAGGGAAGUUCAAUUAUUGGGUCAUGUAGUUUUAGAAACAGGUGUUAAGGUUGAUUUAGUGAAAAUUGAAGCUAUUGAGAAAUGGGAGACACUGCGAACGCCCACAAAGAUCAGACGUUUCCUAGGUUUAGCUGGGUAUUACUGA
This is a messenger RNA of Cynara cardunculus var. scolymus (artichoke), 723 nucleotides long. RefSeq lists its product as uncharacterized. The record is from RefSeq and is a predicted model, not a curated record. NCBI's taxonomy places the organism in Eukaryota, Viridiplantae, Streptophyta, Magnoliopsida, Asterales, Asteraceae. Bases 1 to 723 code for a protein of 240 amino acids. The transcript is spliced from 3 exons.